Seminavis robusta is the source of this 3453-nucleotide messenger RNA. The record is from the annotation of a GenBank genome assembly. NCBI's taxonomy places the organism in Eukaryota, Bacillariophyta, Bacillariophyceae, Naviculales, Naviculaceae.
AUGAUGACGAAGAUAAGCAAUCUGAUUGUUCUCUUGAAAGCCGCCAGCUUCCUGGCGUGGGUAGAUGCGGAAGCUAUCAACAAAGUCAACGCCAGAGCCGGUCCCUGCCCUGACUACCCCAACCAAAUUGGGUAUAAAACUAUAGCCGAUCUGAAUUUGGAUCAGAAGGAUGAGGCGGACAGGAUCUUUGAGGGAGAUCCUCCCAGGACCCCGUAUGUCUUUUCAUUGUGCUCCCCGUACACGUACUCGGUGGAUAAUGUCGACCAGGAAGCCCUCAACGUGAUGUUGGAUAAUUCCAUUUUUACGUGCGGCAACGAGGGAAACAACAACAACAACAACAUCAAUGAAGGACAGUGUGUGUUGGAGGGAGCGGGGCAUCAGGUCGUCGUACCUCCUAGGAUGACUGUAACGUUCCAAGGCAUUACCUUUGCCGAUUUCACUGGUAGCUCUACGGAAGCGGGUGCGGAUGCCAAGCUUAUUUUUAAUGACGUUAUCUGGACUGGAUUGGAAGAUACUUCGGUGCUGGUGGCUCACGACAGCCCGAUUACGGUGGAAAUCAACCGUGGAAGAGUUAUUGGAAAUAAUGGGGUCGAUGGUAUUUUGACUGUAGAUGGGCACGGAGUCGAAGCGGAUGUGCUCGUCAAAUCUUCGGUUGGAACUGGAUCGACAUCUGAAAACGCCGACAACAACGCUGAGGUACGUAGCAACGCAAUUUUGAACCGCGUGGAUGGCCUCUCUCUCAAACCGAAACAUCUAAUUUUUCCACCCGUGGUAUAUACGUACGACGACAUCGCGCAGAGCACUCGUAGGAUGCACGUGACGAGUGAACAUGCCUUGUCCAAGUUGGGAAUCUCCAUUUUUGGAGCUGUGACUGGACGUGGCAAAACACCUGCACGUGUUUCUCGAUACCUCCAGUCGCAUACCGUUGUGGAUCCUACGACGCUGAAUAAUCCCAACUCGCCGCAGUCUCGUGCGGCUUCUUGGAUUGCUCAGGAUGCCUUUAGUGCCGAUCUGCAAACCAGUGAUCCAAAGUAUGCACAGCGGUUUGCUCUUGCCACAUUCUACUUUGCCACAAACGGAGACCACUGGGAGCAAUGUGGACGAGAAUCAAGCACUUGUGCCACCGCUGCCUGGUUGUCAGAUGUCGAUGAAUGUACAUGGUAUAGCGUGGGGUGUACUCAACAGGGUGACGUUUUCGAAAUCAGAUUUCCACCUGAUGGGAAUAAUCUUGUUGGCCACUUUCCUGCCGAGUUGUCCUUACUUACUGGCAUGAAGCGCAUCAUGGCUUCUUCGAAUGCAAUUGGUGGUAGUCUGGAUGCCCCUCUUACCGGCCUGUCCUUGCUCGAGAUCCUAUACCUGCCAGCAAACCAAUUCAGAGGUUCCAUACCGGAUUCGCUCUACUCGUUGACACGUUUGAACACGCUGUCACUUGCAGACAAUGCGUUCACUGGGACCAUUAGCCCUGAUAUUGGACAGCUCACACGGCUGGCAAAGCUGAACUUGGGAAAAGCUUCCCUGUCUGGAACCAUUCCCCUGAGCAUAGUGACACUUGAUGCAUCUCUCACUGAUCUUUUGAUAAACGACAACCAGCUUACCGGACCAGUGCCGGCAGCAUUUGGCCAAUUGACAAAUCUUGAAAAACUGCAAAUCCAAGGAAACCAGUUAACAGGAAGCAUUCCCUCUGCUCUGUGUGCCCAGCAGUUGGGAACUUUGAUAGUGGACUGUGAGGUGCAGUGCACUUGCUGCGAAAACUGUGGAAGUGCAGCAGUUGCAGCAUCUCUUGCUUCCAGUGUUCUUUCUCUGGGAGACUCCUCAACCCUUGCGUCCUAUCUUCGGGCCCUUCCUGUUACAGCUCCCAGUGUCUUUGAUGACCCCUUUUCUCCACAGUCUCUGGCUGUGUCUUGGAUCGCUCAUGAUAGCUUCAGUACUGGUUUGAGACUAUCUGAUCCAAGGUUGUUGCAGCGGUAUGCACUUGCUACAUUCUACUUUGCCACGGGAGGAGACAAUUGGGAGCAAUGUGGCCGUGAGUCUCCUAGCUGUUCAACGAACCCCUGGUUGACAGAUGCGGACAGCUGUACUUGGUAUAGCCUGGGGUGUACUCAGCAAGGAAAUGUCUUUGAAGUCAGGUUUCCUCCCAACGGAAAUCGUCUCAUUGGAUCCCUUCCUGCUGAGUUGUCCUUACUGACUGGGUUGAAGCGCCUUUUGGCUUCUUCAAAUGGCAUUGGUGGUACUUUGGAUGCUCCUCUUGCUGGCCUGUCAUUGCUUGAGAUCUUGUAUCUGCCAUCAAACCAGCUCAGCGGUUCUAUUCCGGAUUCGCUCUAUAGCUUGACCAGCUUGAACCAUUUGACGCUUGCCGAAAAUGCUCUCACGGGUACUAUUAGCCCUGAUAUUGAACAGCUUGUGUCUCUCAAGGAUCUCUUCUUGAACAACAAUCAAUUCAAAGGGCCAUUGCCGGGUGCACUUGGGCAAUUGCCUAGUCUAGAGAAACUAAGAAUCGAAGGAAACCAACUUUCAGGAAGUAUCCCUGCGGCCGUUUGUGCUCAGCAGCUGGUGACAUUGGUAGUUGACUGUGAAGUGCAGUGUACCUGCUGUGACAACUGCGGAGAUGCAGCAGUAGCUGCCAUUGAUGGUUCCACUGGAGGGCUGGAAUCCUUUGUGGCGUACUUGAAGACCCUGCCUUUUACACUGUCCAGUGCUUUUGAUGAUUCCAGUUCCCCACAAUCGCGUGCUGCUUCCUGGGCCAUUGAGGAGGAUGGCUUGUCUGCAAGUCUCCCAGUGCGCGAUCCUAAGUUGUUGCAGAGAUACGCUCUGGCCGCUUUUUACUUUGCAACAGGCGGAGACAGCUGGAGUCAAUGUGGACGCAACUCAGCUGGUUGUGCAACCAGCAAUCCCUGGUUGACAGCUGCUGAUGAAUGUACCUGGUUCAGCUUGGGUUGCUCCAACGAUGGAGUACUUGUCGAAAUCAGAUUUCCUUCCGAUGGGAACCGUCUCAUUGGGCCUGUUCCUCCAGAUGUGUCUUUAUUGUCUGGCUUGAAGCGUUUCUCGGCUCCCACAAAUGCGAUGAGUGGUAGUUUGGAUGCUUUUUCUGGCCUAUCAAACUUGCAGACGCUCUAUGUGUCAUUGAAUCGAUUCAGAGGGUCCAUACCCGCUUCAGUUUACUCCUUGACAAGCUUGGACACACUGUCACUUGAACAAAAUGCUCUCACAGGUUCCAUUAGCACUCUGAUUGGAAGGUUGACAGAUGUGUCAGUUUUAGAACUUGGGAGUAGCUCCUUGGCUGGGCCCAUACCUGAUGUGUCUCGGUUGAUGCAUCUUUCGGAGUUGAAUUUGGAAAAGACCUCAUUAUCAGGAACAAUCCCAGAAAGCAUUGGGUCGCUGCAUGCAUCUCUCACGGAUGUCUUUCUGAAUGACAAUCGGCUCACUGGACCUGUUCCAGCGGCCUUCGGCAGCUGA